CACUUACUCAAACGCAUCCUCAACCUGAGUCAAAGUUGUGUCUGAAAAGUGUAGCAAGCAAAAGGAUAUUCGUCGUGACAUGGGUUUGAAACGAGUUGACUAAACACAGUUGGGUUUGCAAUCAACAGUCAACAUGAUCAGCAAGGAAGAACUGACUCACUGCUACGAUUUUGUUUUAAACCUCACCAUUGAAUCAGGAAAGGUGAUUCGCGAUGCUAUACAGGGAUGCAAGAAUAUUGAAACUAAAGCUGGAGACUGGGACUUGGUAACCCAGUACGACAAAAAGGUUGAAGAGAUUUUGCUGAAUAAUCUGUCAAAACAAUUUCCAAAACACAAAUUCAUCGGAGAAGAAACAGUCUCCGCAACACAACAUCUGCCAGAAUUAACAGAUGAUCCUACAUGGAUCAUCGAUCCCAUUGAUGGCACCACAAAUUUUGUACACUCAUUUCCAUUCACCUGCAUUUCGAUCGCACUAGUAGCGAAAAAGGAGUUAGAAAUUGGCAUUGUAUACAAUCCAAUAUUAGAACAAUUGUUCACUGCCAGGAAAGGACGUGGUGCUUAUUUGAACGGAAAGCCGAUCAAAAGUUCCAAUGUAGAAAAGCUGGAACACUCGUUGCUGUGUAUAGAAGCCUCGUAUGCAACGAUUGACAACAUCAGAGACAUUAUUUUAGGAAGAACAGAAGCCUUCGUGUCGGUGGCUCAUGGAAUACGAACAAUGGGAUCAGCAGCACUAACUCUCUCUUACAUAGCAAUGGGUGCAGCGGACGCUUAUCACACCGAUAAUCUGAUGCCUUGGGACGUGGCUGCUGGUGUGCUAAUUAUCAGAGAAGCAGGUGGUGUGGUAAUCGAUACAAGUGGAGGAGAAUUCAACAUUAUGUCGCCCAAAGUACUAGCAGCAGGUAAUAACAAAUUGGCUAGUGAAUUAGUAAAAUUAAUUAAGAAAGCUGAUUCGAAGACGAUGCAGAAGCGAAGAUCAAAAGAAGAUCAUCGGAAUUGAGUCAUCAAAAUGAACAAACAUAGAACAAAAACUAAACCAUUUUUUUCUUAUAUAAUUUUCUCGUAUUAAUAUAAAUUAUCUAGAUUUUCUUGCCAAGUACGAAACUUAUAUAAAAUAAAUCACGUAAUAACAAAAUCUUUUUGAUUUCGAAUGCUCUGUGCAUUUGACCUGAAAUGAUUUCGCAAUGCUGAUUCACAUACAGCAAACAUUGUUAGACAAUUAUAAACAAUUAAAUAAGAUUCCACGACAAAUCAGAUUACAGUGCUAAACAUACAUGAGCCUGUGUAUUAUUAGAACUAAUUGUGUUAAUUGCUUACUUCGAAACUGAAUAAUAGUUGGAGCUUAGCAUUGUAAAAGUUAUAGUAUUCAUUUUAGAAAAAACUUUCAAGCUGAUUUAAAUAAAAAGAUCAUAAAUUCGAUGCUUGUAAAAUAAUACAUGUAUA
Molecule: messenger RNA, 1440 nt
Organism: Megachile rotundata (alfalfa leafcutting bee)
Lineage: Eukaryota; Metazoa; Arthropoda; Insecta; Hymenoptera; Megachilidae
Product: inositol monophosphatase 1
Biological process (GO): phosphatidylinositol phosphate biosynthetic process; signal transduction; inositol metabolic process
Molecular function (GO): inositol monophosphate 1-phosphatase activity
Source: RefSeq, a predicted model, not a curated record